This is a messenger RNA of Patiria miniata (bat star), 2207 nucleotides long. Its product is annotated as structural maintenance of chromosomes protein 2-like. The record is from RefSeq and is a predicted model, not a curated record. Bases 167 to 1351 code for a protein of 394 amino acids. Lineage: Eukaryota; Metazoa; Echinodermata; Asteroidea; Valvatida; Asterinidae. The transcript is spliced from 10 exons.
CGCCAAACAUAACAGGGUGUCUGAAACUGGUACUCGUCUUUUGAUCGAAUGCGUUCUUUUACACUUGUCCUUUUCAACGGACACCUGUGGAUUGACCGCGAUGAACUUUUGAGACCUAACAACAAAAAACACAUGGGACACCAAUCACUCACAUAACAUAACAAUCAUGGCGGUGAGCGGAGUGGAAGAUCUGUGCAGACGACUCCAGACAUUCCAACUGCAGCUUAAAGUAAUACUGGAGAGAAACAAUGAAGUCCUGGGCCACUUGGAGCAGGUGGAAGCCUCAGUUGCCGGUAUGGAUGAUACCAUGGUCAAUAGAGGUGUGAUCAGAGAUAGCCUGCAGAUUUGUAGAACCUCCAGCAAACAGGUCCAGGAGAUCGCUGAGGGUCAAUGCGGAAGUCUGGAGGAGCAACUUAAAGAACUAGCCAGGUACUCAGAUGAUGAUAAACACGGUGAUAUUAACAGGGUCCCAGAUGCCACGUUAUCUUCAGUGAAGCAGCAGCUGAUGUCCCAGCUGGACUACAACGUAGCCUUGCAGAAGGACAAGGUGGCGCUGGAGGCCCUACUGGCAGAGAAGAUGGAGCAGGUCGCCCAGACCAGCAAGAUGAAUGAGACACUGCAGGGGGACGUGGAAGAGUCACAGGAGAAGAUGAGGAACGUCCUCAACAGGCUUGAUAGGACAGCACAAGAUGCUGAAGACAGAUUGGAUUGUCUGGAGAAAGAAACCAAGAAAGCCCAGAAGACAUCUGAGGAGUACCAGAGAUUGUACGAGGCGGAGAAGCAGAGAAGAGAGAACACAAACCCAUCCCAGAGGAGGCAAGCAGGCAGUCCAACCCACCGAGACCUGACCCCUAUGGCAAGACAAACGCGCACGUCAUCCACCACACCGUAUCUCUUCCAAGCACCCAUGACCAGAGUCAAGUCACCAGACCGAGUCAAACCCAAGGACAUGGACACCAAGUACUUGUGCCUGGUGGAUGAGAACAAGAAUCUUCACACCGAGGUGCGGCGGCUUCGAGAUGAGAACACUUACCUGAUGAGGAGCAGUAAAGACUCCAAGAGAGACGUGGGCAUCAUCCAGCGAUAUAUUGCAACGUGCCAAUCGCAGAGGAGUGAGCUACAAAUCCGAUUGCGACGAGAACAAGAAGAGCACCGUCGGCUGGAAGUGUCUAUGAAUAAGCAGGCCUCCAACUGGAUCGCAGAGAAGAAGAUGGUACGAGGAACAGAGACAUCAAGCAAGGCAGCAAAGAUACAGUCCGAGUCGGUCUUCGGAGCGCCAAGGAGGCUGAAGCGCCACUCAGUCAAGCUGAAUGAGGACAGGCCGCGAGACAUACCAGUCCAGUCAUGGUGACCAGAAACUUACAGGGUCUCUUCAGUCACUCAUCUUAUAUGGUGUCUAAUUUGAGGCAGGGUAAGUCUUUAAAAGAAAAUUUGGCAUUUACGUUGACCCCACCUACUUGAGAUUUUUUAUGCCAACAUUUUUUAGGCCUCAAACUUUUACCGUCACAAUCAGUCCAAAAUUAAUAAUGAUGUUUAUUUUGGAAAUAAAAAAUUCUUAUCUAUGCAAGAUAUUGUGUGUUAUUGGUCAAUUUAUCAAUUAAACAGGUUAAUUAAACAGAAUACUGUUAAAUAAAGGUUCUGUUAAAAGUAAUCAAGUAGGUAUAAAAGACGAACAGAUAAGCAUUAACCAAAAUGACAAAAAUACAGCUAUUUUCCUACCCACCUAGUUGGAUAAUAUUUGGGACGUUUCCGUUAACACACAAUUUGUUUUCUCGGCUUUAGUUUAUUAAUUAGCAAAUGGACAGACAUAUUUCUUCAUCAGUGCCAGUAUCUAUUCUUUUUGUACAUCACACAUAUCCGGUGGCAUAUAUUAAAGGUUCUUAAUUUUUGAGACGCCUUCCCUAUGCUACAAUGCUUAAACGCAGCCUUUCAACCAGUGGUUAUUGUCCACUCUUAAAUAGGCCACAGCAUUAUUUGCAUAGCAACUUUUCAUAACCAACCUUGAGUUGGAUUGUACAGAAAUCAAUAACUCAUUCACCAGCAUUGUAUUGAACCCAUCGAACAGUAUUCAAUCCACCUCAUGACCUGCAUGGUUGUAUUUAACUAUGCAUAGGACUAGAAUAUCAGGUGUAAAUCUACUAGACCAGACUACAGAGCUAGAGUUUUAAAGGGAAUGUACAUCUUUGGCUUUUGCUGUAAUUUUCAGA